GUAGGUCGGUCCGUAACCCAAGGUCACCACCUGACAGUUUCUCCACUCCGGUCCAUUGGAAGUUAUGAUGAAGACAGAGCCUAAACUCCCGACUGUGGAGCGCAUCGUGAGCAGUUUGCCUGCUCCGCCAACCAAACUGAUGCCUUCCUCCACUGUGUUCGAUGCCAAAGGUCGCCCUCAGUUGGACGUGAUCCGGCCCCAUUUGAUUGCUGAAGGUCGACUCACCGAAGAGGCUGUCCUACGCAUCGUCAAUGAGACAGCUGCUAUUCUACGUUCGGAGAAGACCAUGCUAGACUUGGAAGCGCCCAUCACGAUAUGCGGCGACAUCCAUGGACAGUUCUUCGACCUGAUGAAACUGUUCGAAGUCGGGGGUCCCCCGGAAUCCACUCGAUACCUGUUCCUUGGGGACUACGUGGAUCGGGGAUACUUCAGUCUGGAAUGUGUCAUUUACUUGUUCUGCCUCAAAAUGUUGUAUCCAACCACUCUGUUCCUCCUUCGUGGAAACCACGAGUGUCGACAUUUGACGCAGUACUUCACUUUCCGACAAGAGUGUAUCAUGAAAAGCACCGAACGGGUGUACGACGCUUGCAUGCAGGCGUUCGAUUGUCUACCUCUGGCCGCGCUCAUCAACCAGCAGUUUCUGUGUGUUCAUGGUGGCCUGUCCCCAGAGUUGCACACUCUGAACGAUGUUCGUAAGCUCGAUCGGUUCAAAGAACCACCAGCCUUUGGUGCUAUGUGCGAUCUGCUUUGGUCCGAUCCGUGCGAAGAAUUUGGACAAGAACGAUCGUCCGAACACUUCACACACAACACUGUGCGAGGCUGUUCUUACUUUUACAGUUUCAGUGCAUGUUGUCACUUUUUACAAACCAACAAUCUCCUGUCCAUCAUCCGUGCCCAUGAGGCACAGGACGCCGGCUAUCGAAUGUAUCGAAAAAGUCGUCAAACCGGAUUUCCUGCCCUCAUCACCAUAUUCUCCGCUCCCAAUUACCUCGAUGUGUACAAUAACAAAGCUGCUAUAUUAAAGUACGAGAACAAUGUCAUGAAUAUUCGUCAGUUCAAUUGCUCCCCUCACCCCUAUUGGCUACCCAAUUUCAUGGAUGUCUUCACUUGGUCCCUGCCUUUUGUCGGUGAAAAGGUGACAGAAAUGUUGGUCAAUGUGCUCAACAUUUGCUCGGAUGAUGAGCUAUUGUCGGACAGUCCAGAGGAUGAAUCUCAAAUCACUGCCCGCAAAGAUGUCAUCCGAAACAAAAUUCGAGCAAUAGGGAAAAUGGCCCGCGUGUUCACUGUACUACGGGAGGAGAGCGAAACUAUUCUAGAGCUCAAAGGAUUAACCCCAACUGGUAUGCUUCCCUUGGGAGCACUGGCUGGAGGUCGGGAAGCUAUCAAAGGAGCAAUGAGUGGAUCCUGGACACCCCACAAAAUCCAAUGUUUUGAAGAGGCAAAGGCGAUCGACAAGGUUAACGAGCGAAUGCCUCCCCAUCGGGAUUCCAAUUCGAGUCCAUGCUGGUCAUAUUCCGCACCGAUCCCCAACGAAUUGGAAGCGCCAAAAACAUCUGAAUCCCGUCUGAGUAGUGUAAUGGAUUACAUCUCAGAGGAUGAUAACGUCACUUUGUCCCUGAAUCAGCAACGCACUAUGCCAAGGCCUCCAUCCAUUUGCGAGGAACGCUCCUCGGAUGAUGAAUCAGAGUACCGUACUCCAACCGCCAACACCACACUAAAGGAUUGUGGCCGACCACCUAGCAACGAGUCCACUGAUUGCCGCGGGGCCGACAGUGUCUCGGGUUUUGUGAGCGGCGACCAACCUCAAUCAGCGGCAAUUCCAUCCCCCAUUGCCGGUUCGAGCUCCUCUUCCUCGACAACCAAAUGACGCCCUUCAAACACUUGGAUAUCUCCCCGCUGCACUCCAACGCUCAACGCCUGUUAUCAGUCCUCUCCCCAUAACCUCCUUCCCCCAAGGGGCUGCAUCAGAUUUCCAAUGGGUUAUGUCGGCUGGUAACUACAGUGCAAACCGGUUCACACGCGAUCUCUUCCACUCCCCUUUCGCGUGCAUCACACCCUAUCCUCUCUGACCCAUGCAAUAUCCCAGCUGGGCUACCCACGGCUAUUAUGUACCCCAUUCCGACACCUGUUCUGACUGGCGCUUUUGAUCAAAGCAAACCCAUUCCCCAUUUCACUCUUGCUAACACUGCUGUUGUCACAGCUACCGAUGUCACAUGCGCUGUGCCUGGAUUUAGCUGGGGCCCAAUUCCACUCAUCUUCUACACACCUGCUCAGCACCUGUACUCAUUUCCCUGGUCUUGUUGUCUGUGAGUGAUACUGCCCGUUUGUGUGCUGCGUGAGGAACCGUCGACAUCUGUGAUUUUCGUGUUCCGCGCACACCAGUUACCGCCGAUCAUGUGAUACAAUUGUCAGAACGGAUCCCUUGCCCGAAAUCGUCCACGUUGACUUGUCUUCGUCUCUCAUCCAUCUCUUCCUGCCUGAGUUCUCUCGCUCCCCCAUCAGUCCUUAAGAAGCGCGACUACUGUUUACACAUAAUGACAGAAAUGCCCGAUAUGCAGCUUGUUCCCUAUUACAUCACACUUAUUUCUUUUGUGCAGCGAAUUACCCCGACCCAUGUUUGUCUAUUGAUCUGCAUUUUGUACAGUCUCCCGAAUGCAUCUAUCACCAGCAAUACCCCUACCAUCCCCCUCCACCUUCUUCAUUUCCCUUUUUGUCAUUUGAUUUUGUUGGACAAUGGCUUACUAGAUUAUUUGUUUGAUUUCUUUCUUCCUCUACACACUGGCUCGCAUCAACGUGUGGGAUGGUGAUGAGUACCCCUCAGAUUGCAUUUGUGGAACACUCCACGGACUAGGAGGUCAGCUAUCUCACCCUGAUCACUGGAGCCUACCGUCUUUGUGCGCACACGUGUACCGCUCUGCUCCGCUUGCCUGCUAGCUCACGUCUCCCCACCCCACCCUAUUGGUGUAAUGUUUCUCUCAUUUUGCAUCUUCUCUACUCUCCUCGUAUCAUUUCUCUUCGGUUGCAGUUUAUCUUCCGUAUGCUGCUUGUUGGUGCCAAUUCCUGUCACUACAAUACUAAUUUGUUACCCUCUUACCGUA
Molecule: messenger RNA, 3098 nt
Organism: Dicrocoelium dendriticum
Lineage: Eukaryota; Metazoa; Platyhelminthes; Trematoda; Plagiorchiida; Dicrocoeliidae
Source: the annotation of a GenBank genome assembly